This is a messenger RNA of Alternaria postmessia, 1887 nucleotides long. RefSeq lists its product as uncharacterized. The record is from RefSeq and is a predicted model, not a curated record. Bases 1 to 1887 code for a protein of 628 amino acids. The transcript has a single exon. NCBI's taxonomy places the organism in Eukaryota, Fungi, Ascomycota, Dothideomycetes, Pleosporales, Pleosporaceae.
AUGCGGCUCCUAGACGCACGUACUUUUAGAUUGAAGACAUUCUUCAACAACAUUCCGCCAUAUGCCAUCCUUUCUCACUGCUGGGAGGAUGAAGAAGUCGUGUUCUCGGAUCUAGAUGAUCUAGAAGAGGCUAGGAAGAAGAAGGGUUUUGCGAAACUUCAAAAGACUUGCGAACUUGCUAUCGAAGAUGGAUUUGAAUAUGCGUGGAUUGACACAUGUUGCAUAGACAAAAGCAGCAGUGCUGAGCUUUCGGAGGCUAUCAACAGCAUGUUUUCAUGGUACAGGAACUCUAAGCAAUGCUAUGCCUAUCUCGCCGACACAUAUUUCACCAAAAUAACGCUUCCAGACUUAAUCGGAAUUGGGGCCGACAAAGAACUGCCGGUUAAUUUCGCCGGUAGUAGAUGGUUCAAACGAGCAUGGACGCUCCAAGAGCUACUCGCUCCACGAAGUCUCCACCCCGGUCGUCAGGAUGGUAUGAAAUUCUAUCCCGGUCGUCAGGAUGGCAUGAAAUUCUAUUCCAAUGAAUGGCUACUAUUUGGAGACAAGAUUAGUCUGGCUGAAUCGAUCUCGGAGAUCACGGGCGUUCCCACUCGGUACCUAGAGGGGCAAAGCCUACAGAGCGCAAGCAUUAGUAUGAGGAUGUCAUGGGCCGCAGGCAGACAGGCGAGAAGAUCUGAAGACAUCGCCUAUUCCCUCCUGGGAUUGUUCGAUGUUAACAUGCCAUUACUCUAUGGCGAGGGGAAAGUGAAGGCGUUUAGAAGAUUGCAGGAAGAGAUCAUGAAGUCAUCGGAGGACGAAACGCUCUUUGCGUGGGAAAGUGCGCACUCCAGUACAUCUUUAGACGUGCUCGCGAACGACCCGGAUGACUUCAGUGAAGCCAGCCAAUUAGUACCCUUCGCGUCCGACGUCCCAGUCCCUCCUUAUGCCAUGACUCAUCGUGGGCUCCGCAUAUGGCUACCACUGUUCGAAACCCAGCAACUCAACGAUGAUGAUCGCUUGACCAUGCGGCCUCUGCGCUCACCAGUCAUGAUACUGGCUGGUGUCGACAUAGUCUGGGCGGUCCUCCGAUGCCACCUCAUGCAUGACUUCGAUCGCAUUGUGAUCAUUCCAUUGCGAUGUCUGUCUGCGAAUGUCUAUCUCCGAGACACGGAUACUCGCAUUUCCCUGAUUUCAGAAGCGUCGUUACCUCCUACCAUGUCUACCAAAGAGAUCUACAUGAGAAACAGUAGCACUGCGGCCAUUUCGGAUAGUGUCCGGCGGCGGUUCGGUUUUCUCAUUCGGAAGCUUCCUGCAGACUCGUACAUAAGUCAAUGUUUUCCAAAGGAAGCUUGGAACGACAAGGACGGGAUUCUACAGGGCAAACGAGACGACUCAGUGGCUAGCUCAUGGAAGGCGAGCCUACAGCUGACAUUCCCCUCGCUUGUAAAUAAAAAGUUGCGAAAGGCCGGUUGCGUCGUUUCUCUGACGUUUGGGUGUACACAAGAUGAGCAUGACAGCGAAGCGAAGCCUCACGCGUGGUACAGCACCGACAAAUAUGGACCAGUGGACUACCAUAAGGCAAUGGAAUCGAGUUUCACUCGACAAACCAAUGCGUGGUACGCGACCGACAAUGUCACCUCGUCAGACUUGGAUCUGAAAGUGACUAUCACGCCUAGGAAGAUCUUUCUACAAGAUAUGUUUGUCGUGGACAUUGAAAUGGGCGGUCUUUACGAAAGUAUUACGGUAGAAGAAUUCAAGGCUCGGCGUAAACUGUUCAAAACAAGAGAUUCGCAGGAGACGCUAACAGGUGUCGACCAAGACUGGUUCACACCGGACCCGCGUGGGACUCGAGUCUCGCAAUCCUCAGUUUUAGCCGUCUUGGGAUUGAGGCGCGCCCCAACAGAGUAA